This is a messenger RNA of Prunus mume (Japanese apricot), 1010 nucleotides long. RefSeq lists its product as uncharacterized. Gene Ontology annotation, biological process: intracellular protein transport; endoplasmic reticulum to Golgi vesicle-mediated transport. NCBI's taxonomy places the organism in Eukaryota, Viridiplantae, Streptophyta, Magnoliopsida, Rosales, Rosaceae. The record is from RefSeq and is a predicted model, not a curated record. Gene Ontology annotation, cellular component: endoplasmic reticulum membrane; endoplasmic reticulum.
UUAAAUGUCAUUUGUUCUCUCUCUCUCUCUCUCUCUCCACUCUAGCUGCCCUUCAAGAAGACCUAGACUCCACCCCUGCUAACACUCUCACACCCACUCUCAACUGCACUGCCUCUUUGUUUCACAUUUUCUCUCCCAAAGUUUGGGCUUCACUUCUUGUGUUUCAGCUCUAGAGUUUGGAGUGAAGAUGUUGCAGCUGCUAUACGGAGUCAUUUUCGGGGAAAUGUUCCUGAUUUUGACCUUGUUGUUUAAGAGCCCUCUGAGGAAGCUAGUGAUCCUGGCCUUGGAUAAGAUGAAGCGAGGGAAGGGCCCAGUGAUGGUGAAGACAGUCGCUGGGACUGUAUUUGUUGUUCUCCUGGCCGGCGUCUACACUCUGGUUGACAUCAAGAACCGAACCAUUGAGUCUGGUAUGCUCAACCCUACGGACGAGGUUCUCAUGUCCGUGAAAAUGCUUGAAAUUUCUCUCAUGGGGUUUUUUCUGUUUCUUUCACUGAUGUUAGAUAGAUUGCACCAUUACAUAAGAGAACUUCGAUUCCUCAGGAAGGCCAUGGAUGCUGCAAAAAAACAAAGCCAAAGUAUUCAAGAGGAGAAAAAUGGAAGUUCAGAGCAACUUAAGACCUUGGCACAAGAGAAUGACACAUUGAGGACAAAGAUCAAGAAUCUGGAAUCUGAAUAUGAGACAAAAGCAAAGAAAGCAAAGGCGGCGGGAAGUGAGGUGGAGGCACUAAGAAAGCAAUCUGAAGGACUCCUUAUGGAAUAUGACCGCUUGCUGGCAGACAACCAAAACCUCCGGAGCCAGUUAACAUCGAUUGAGCAAAGCACAUCCCACUCUGAUGACAAAAAGAACACAUAAGGGAGUGGUUACUUGGUAAAAAUUCAGUCAUCUUUGUCAAUAUCUAGCUCUAUGAGGGUACUUUAGUUCUUGGAUUGAAACUGAAAAGAAUAUGACUGCAGUUAUGAAAUGGGACCAAUACUUAUAUAUAGUGAAAUGAUGCAAGAAUUUUGUUAAA